Messenger RNA from Phytophthora nicotianae INRA-310, 2437 nucleotides. RefSeq lists its product as hypothetical. The record is from RefSeq and is a predicted model, not a curated record. NCBI's taxonomy places the organism in Eukaryota, Oomycota, Peronosporomycetes, Peronosporales, Peronosporaceae. The transcript has a single exon. Bases 58 to 1581 code for a protein of 507 amino acids.
CACUUCGGCUAACAGUUCCAUUCCACCCACGUCACUCUUCCGCAUGCGCUAGCGGCGAUGGACUGGAGCUCUGUGUACGACAACAGCGGUGAGGAAGUAGGCAACUGGGAGGACUACGGCGAGACACGUUCGUCCCGCAAUGCGCACCGCCUUCUGCACCGCCAGGCGUCUCUCCCUCUCGUCAAACAGCAGGAAACCAGCGCGCAGUAUUCGCCCCUUGUGGCCUACGCCUUCACAGUCAACUACAUCUUGGGCGUAGGCUCACUGGGCAUCCCCUACGCGUUCUACCGUGCUGGCCUAGUAAUGGGCAACGUUAUGAUCGUCCUAGUCACGCUGCUGUCGUAUAUGACGGUCAUGUGGGUCUGUGAGAGCGUCGCCAGGGCUCGCGAAGCCUUCGUUAUCAGCUUUUUAUUGGACGAAACAACGGCACUCAAGGCCUCAUCCCAAUCCACCACAUCCAGAAGCAGUGUAUCCAUGGAAUACGAUGAUUUCCCAGAGGUUACGCAGCUCUGUGACAGAUUUUUGGGUCCUGCAGGCUCUAAAAUGUACCAGAUCUCCCUACUAGGCCUCAUGUACGGAGGCCUGGUGGGAUACAGUCAAGUUUUCGUCAAUACUUUCUUGACUCAGGUGGACCAUAUUGGAAAUUGGGAGCUCUCUAGCGUCCAUGCAGCCAUCGUAUUCGCCUGUAUCGUCCUACCACUGUCCUGUUCGGACCUGACAGAACAGAUUUACGUCCAAUUGACCAUGUCGGUGGUACGAUUCGCAGCGCUAUUGAUUAUGAUCUUUAGUGCUGCGUACGCGGUUUAUGCAGACCCGUACGACAGCGGAGCAGAGUUUAAAGCUAGCUCAGAGUCGCCGUACGUUAGCGAAUAUUCGCUCGUGGAUGUGACAGGAUUCGGUGUCAUGUUUAGUACUGGUGUGUUCUCGCAGUUAUUUCAGCAUUCAGUACCGGGAUUAUUGGCUCCUCUGGGUGUCAGGAACCAGGAGAAAGCCUCAAGAAUUUUCAGUAGUACGCUGCUUACUACGAUGAUGUUUUACAUCGCGCUUGGAUCGAUUUGCUCGCUGUAUUUCGGACCAAAACUGGCGACGAGCGUGAAUUUGAACUGGGCCGAGUUUACGUGGGGAAUCAACGAGUCCAUGACGCUCGUGCCGCUGUGGGCGAAAGCUCUGUCGAUGAUCGUCGUGGUGUUCCCUGCUCUCGACACUUUGAGCGUGUUCCCACUCAUCUCAGUGACACUAGGAGACAAUAUGGCAGCCGUAUUACCAAAGAAAUGGACUCAAGGCAGCAGAUCGACGUGGAAACUUUUGUGUCGAUUCGGAGCGGCUGUGCCGCCUCUACUGAUAUCCAUGUUCGUGUCGGACUUGUCUGUUACGCUCCAGAUCAGUGGACUUAUGGGGAUUUACGUGGCGUUUUUCGCUCCAGCUUUACUACAAUUGCAAGCGAGCCGCGAGAUACCCAACAACAACGUCUACAGCGGGAGAUUCAGCGGGAUUGCCUACGUGUAUGGUGUGCUGGUGUUUGGCAUGCUGGCACUACUCGUUCUGCUCUACCAACUCAUGCUUCAAAUUGCCGGUGCGUGAUUGUAACCGGAUUUGUAUAAUUUUCAGUGCCGCUGUGUCUAAGUACAGCUAGCAGAUGUAGCAAUUCUGCGUCGAUGAGGCAAGAGGUUCGAGUAUCGGUCGAUCUAGCAGCCUCUUCCCUGCUCGACUCACGGUUGCUGAAAUGGAAAUGGAAAUGAAUAUGUAUUGCUUGAAAACGGGGAGGUUGUUACUCUUCUCUUAACGUUUGAGGUGGUUGAUGUAGCGCAGCGAGAACAAGGCGAGCACACGGAAGGCCACGAUCAAGAUGAGAAGAAUCAGAACGUUUCUCCAAAUGUCGUCCUGCUUCAUGUCAAAGUUGUCUUCAACGUACGCCUUCAACGUCACAUCACCGACAGAAGGAGGAGAGUUCGCCAGCUUCCUACAGCCGAUGCCGUCUGCACUUCCGUCGGAGCAGUCGGCGAACACAAGAGCGAUUAAGAUCGCGAUCGUGUAGGUGGGCGGCGAGAUGUAGUGGACCCACUUGUAGCCGGUUGGAAUACUGCUGGCUGGAGGGUUGUAACCAGCGAACAACAAGAAAAUUCCACUGAAGAGCGAUCCGAGAGUAGCUGCCACAGCGACACUGGGCAGCGCGAACACCAAGAGUUGGCCCAAGUACACGAACACGAGCGUAUUCAGCGAGAUGACGAGCCAGUAAUAGACGAACGUGGCGUAUCCCGUGAAGCCGACACUGGGGAAGAAGAUAACGCAGAAGACCAGACUCGCGACGAAGAUGUAGGGGAUUUCCACCAGAGUUCCGGCGAUGAAGUACCACAACGCGUUGUACGUUUCAGACGCUCGUUCACGGUAGAAGGCGGUGCGUUCCUCGGCAGCUACUGGCAUGACGUUGUUGAAGCCG